CCUCUCUGGUCAGUGCAGCGCAGAGCGCGCGGCACUCCGCUGCUCCUACAGAGUUGAUCAGUGUCCGGAUACCUGAUGGAUGAAUGGGAUGGACGAUCGAUGACCGAUCAGUUAAACCGCACGCGGGCACUCACAGAGCGGAGACUCGGAUCGGUUCAGUAUUGAUUAUCAGUGAAUGGUACGGAGCUGACAGCGCGAGCGGAGUUGUGCGCUUCAAACCAAGCAGGACUCUACUUUCUUUAUCCAUCCAUCCUCGUCCUCCGGGAUGAAGACUCCUCUCAGCCCCUCUCAGCUCCUGGAGAGUGGGCACAUCUUUGGCUUUGGAGGGAUGUGUCAAGAGCUGAUGGACACGCCCAUACCUACGUCCAUCAGUCUCUCUGUCCCUCACUCCACAUCCUCAGGUCAGAGCGGGACGUACUCGCUGUGUGAGGUGUGUAACCUGCAGCUGACCUCUGCUGCUCAGGCCCAGCUGCACUACAAUGGCAGGUCUCACCUCCGGAGAGUGAGACAGCUGCAGGCUGGAGAGAACGGGCAGCAGGCAGGAGGGGCCCAGUCCAGGUCUCUUCCCCAGGUCACAGGGCUCAGUUCCCAGCCUGGAGGACUAACUCCCACUCCCGGCCUAGGUUCAGGCCUCAGUGCUCCUUCCAGCACAACUGCAGGAAGUGGGAGUGGUGCAGUGGGCGGAGCAUUGCCAGGUCUCAUAGGUGCCACUGGUCCCUCAGUCAUGAUGAAACCGUUUCUGCCGUUUCCUGUCGAGACAACGUCACCAGUUGGACUUUUCCCAAACUUCAACACGAUGGACCCGGUGCAGAAGGCUGUCAUCAACCACACCUUUGGUGUUACCAUGGUACCGAAAAAGAAACAGGUCAUCUCCUGUACUGUCUGCCAGCUGAGGUUCAACUCUGAUUCUCAGGCUGAGGCUCAUUACAGAGGAAGUCGUCACGCAAAGAAGCUCAAGUCUCAGGAGAACAAAGCCAAGGCUAAGCUGUCAAAUCCUGCAGAAACCAAUGGGAGCGUCUGUAAUCCUGCUGGCCCCGCCCCUCUUGUCUCAGCUGUCCCCGCCCCUUUUGUCUCAGCUAACAGCAGCACUAAUCAACACACAGAUUUCUUAUCCAGAACUGCAGACUCCCCGUCUCCUGUCAAAUCUUUCCUCCUCCCCUCUACCUCCCCUCUCUCUUCUUCCUCCCCCUCUUCGAGUAGAGCAGGCAGUGAGCCUCCUCCAUCCAGCCCCCCAUCGGGACUCCCAGCUCCAGGCCUCUCUUCCUCUUCGUCAUCCUCUUCUUCCAAAGCUUCUUCCGCUUCCGCUCCUGUCACCACCUCGUCUUGCCCUGCUCCUCUUCCAACUGCACCCUCCCAGGAUGCUUCACCUUCAGUGGAGUCAGAAGAGGAGAAGGCGAAAAAGCUGCUGUAUUGUUCUCUUUGUAAAGUCGCAGUCAACUCGCUCUCUCAGCUGGAGGCUCAUAAUGCAGGAUCAAAACAUAAAACAAUGCUGGAGGCUCGUAGUGGCGCUGGGCCGAUCAAAGCCUACCCUCGACCUGGAGCAAAGCUGAAGAACGGCAGCAGCUCGGGACUGAAGGGCUCCGGCUUGCAGAACAAAACCUUCCACUGCCAGAUCUGUGAUGUCCAUGUCAACUCGGAGAUCCAGCUUAAACAGCACAUCUCCAGCAGGAGGCACAAGGACAGAGUGGCAGGAAAACCCAGCAAACCCAAGUACAGUCCUUACAACAAACAGCAGCGCGGCUCACUCACCAAGGAGCUGGUGAAGCCUGCGCUCUCACCUUCAUUCCUCUCCACUCCUUUUGCUCCACCAUCUUCUCCGCUCACCCCCUCUCUAUCACUCCCUCCAUCCUCUCUGUCCUCCUCCCCCCUCCUCACACCGACGUCCUCCCCCCUCACACCUGCAAUCUCUAUCCACCCUCGCCCUCCGGCCUCUUCCCCCCUUUUCACAGCCUCCUUCCUCCGUCCAGCACCUGGACCAAUCAGAGCGAGCCAAGGAUCGAUUCUCUUCACGCCGUACUGAUGCCAGCAGAAGCAGGAAGUCAUGCCAGCGAACUUUGACCUCUGACAUGCUUUUUGUUGCCACUACGGGGACAUGGGAGACAUCAGCAUUAAGACUGCAGGGAUUCAAACCUGCAACCUCCUCACUAAGAGAGAUGUGAACUGCCUCUUGCCCACCAGAAGAGGAGAUGUUCGUUUAAAUAAUCCUGAACCUGGGCAGAACCAGUGGAUGAACGAAAAAGCAGAAUAAAAAAUAUCAAAAGAGUUCUUUUAUCGAGACAUGUGAAGUUACUGGAAACCAAAAAUACAGAAAUUGCUCAACAUUGUUUAGAAAGCACUAAGUGACCGUAGAGACUUCCAGAAUCUAAAACAGAGGGCCUACCUUAGAGAAAGCCAAGUCUAGAACAAAUAUCCGUUUUUAGCAGCCUGCAUUGGCUAAAAAUUGGGCUUUUAACGUAUUUUGGUUUGUCGGAGCUGACAAGACACCGAAUCUAAAGACAACCCAGAACCUGCUCCCAAACUCUUACCAACAAAGGUAACAGUGCUGUUACUGAUUUUUUGGGAGGUGGGUUUUGAGGAAGUUUGGACUUUUUGAUGAGGCCAGACACAAAAGCUGAUGGGAACAUUUUGAUCGAGAUCCCAGUUUGGGUUCUCCCUCAGAGGUUGAAGAGGAUUGGAGGAGCUGUUCUCUGACCUGCUCGAGGAGCUUAGCAGCACAAAUAAGACGUCAGAAACUCAGCAGAUGUCGUCUAUCAUGACCUAACACUACUGCAGCUGUCAGCGUGCCCUCACUCAGACGUCGCUUCUCUCGUGUUUCACUUAUACAUAAUUCCUGAAGAAAGUUAAAAAAAAGUUGAAGGAUGGAGUACGCAGCAUUUUGUACUUAUUGUCAACAAACCGCAUGAAAAUACUAAAACCAGCUAUGUUUGUUCAUCUCUAAAAACAGUUAGACGUCCUGCCGUGCAGCUCCGAAACCUACAUGGUUUACAAUAAAGCCUACAGUUAAGCCCAUA
This is a messenger RNA of Oreochromis aureus, 3011 nucleotides long. It is a transcript of the gene znf385b, whose product is annotated as zinc finger protein 385B. The coding region runs from base 266 to 2020 and encodes 584 amino acids. Gene Ontology annotation, cellular component: nucleus. Gene Ontology annotation, molecular function: zinc ion binding; nucleic acid binding. The transcript has 11 exons. The record is from RefSeq and is a predicted model, not a curated record. NCBI's taxonomy places the organism in Eukaryota, Metazoa, Chordata, Actinopteri, Cichliformes, Cichlidae.